Messenger RNA from Nymphalis io (European peacock), 2368 nucleotides. Its product is annotated as xaa-Pro aminopeptidase 1-like. The record is from RefSeq and is a predicted model, not a curated record. Bases 1 to 2331 code for a protein of 776 amino acids. Gene Ontology annotation, biological process: DNA integration. The transcript is spliced from 12 exons. Gene Ontology annotation, molecular function: nucleic acid binding. NCBI's taxonomy places the organism in Eukaryota, Metazoa, Arthropoda, Insecta, Lepidoptera, Nymphalidae.
AUGGAAUGUAAUAGCGUGCUGGGUCAGAAAUCAUAUAAUAUGAAAGAAAUAUUUGCGAGAUAUGGUAUUCCUAGCGUUUUGAUAACUGAUAAUGGCACGCAGUAUUAUAGUAGAGAAUUUAAAAAGUUUGCUUUUGAAUGGAGAUUUGAUCACGUUACUUCUUCUCCGAACUAUGCACAAUCGAAUGGGAAAAGUGAACGCACGGUGCAAACUAUUAAAAAUAUCUUAAGAAAAUCGCUCUCAAUGUCUUUUGGACUUCGGUUAUCACCAACUACGACUUCAACACUCGCCCCAACUACUUCACCGACCCAGGCUCCAACCAUCAGCCAAGAACUGCCAACAGGACUACCUCCACAAAUAUGUGCUGAUGCCAAUAGCCUCACUACGCCUCUUGGAAAAUUACGAACUGCAAUGCGAAAUACAAGUUAUACACAAAUGAACGCCUUCUUCGAUGCCUUCCUUGUGUUUUACAGUGAUGAACAUUUGAGCGAAGAACCGUCUCCUGAAGAACGGCGUCUAGAAUACAUCAGUGGGUGGGAAGGAGUAGGUACCGCGGCCAUACUUGCAGACGGUGGAGCAGCAAUUUGGGUUCCAGCAGGUGACGUGCGUCGUGCUCGCGCCUUGCUCUCCUGCGCAUGGCUAGUGAUCGACGGAGACGAUCCUAGUCAGCCUACAAUCAUCGAAUGGAUUUCUGAACGUCCAGGACGUAAUGGUCGUAUUGGUGGAGACGCAAGACUUACCUCUGUCGGUGAAUGGCAAAUGCUGUCUGCAAACUUGCAGCGCGAAGGCUUGCAACUUGUCCACAUGCCGACGCUUGUUGAUCAGUUAUGGAACGAAGAAAUGGAUCCAAUGAAACGUCGUCCAGAGUUUUCCAGAAUUGUGGCUAAUUUACACAAGAUGGACUACACAGGAGUGACCUGGCGUGAGAAAGUAUGGGCAGUUCGCAAUGAGUUGCGAUCGAUGGCUGCGGACGCGAUGGUAGUGACCGCUUUAGACGAGGUGGCAUGGCUUCUUAACAUUCGUGGGAGGGACAACCCCUAUGCACCACUUCUGAAGGCAUUUGUUAUCAUCAGUAGCAAAGAUGUCCGCGUGUAUGCACCGCCGGGAAAACUUUCCAUGCCUGUUCGAGAAAUUCUUGCUGUUUACAACUGUUAUACGAAUUCCAAUAACUGCACAAGAGUGAAUGAAUACACGACCAUAUACUCGGAUUUACGACGAGCCACCGAAUCGAAAAUCCUAAUACCAACUGCAGGGACUUUCCAAAGAGGUGCAUCAGCGGCGAUUGCUCAGAGUGUUUCACAAUCAAAAAGAUUAUUCCAGCCAUCUCCGAUUAUUUACCUGAAAGCACAGAAAAAUCAAGCAGAAAUAAAAGGAAUGCGCAAGGCACAUCUACGUGAUGCAGUCGCCAUGUGUACGGUCAUGUGUUACAUGGAAACUAUGGGAAAGUCAAGCUUGUAUGAGAAAACGGUAGCAAUGAAAGUUGACUUGACUCGCGCUACUCAGGCCGGUUACGUCAGUCUGUCCAUGCAGACACGGGUCGCGUUCGGCCCCAACGGCGCUGAACCUGAGUACAAAGCUACCAACGACACUAAUCGGCGGAUAUUCACUAACUCCACGCUGGUGAUACAGUCUGGUGGACAAUACGAUGAGGGUACAACUACAGUUACUCGAACACUACACUAUGGUACACCCUCGCGAGAAGAGCGUAAAGCGUACACUAGCGUACUUCGGUCGCUUGCCGCAUUUGGCACGCUGCUGACACCUGCGACUCUGCCCGCUGCGCACACAGACCCGGUAGUGAGGGCGCCACUCUGGAGUUUCAAGCAGGAUUACAUUCCUCCAACUGGACAUGGUGUGGGAGCUGCUUUAAAUCGACGAGAAGAUCCCGUUGUCAUAGAUUACAGGCAAGAUACUAAUCUCCAUACAUUUAGAGAAGGAUACUUUAUUACCAUUGAACCAGCGUGGUAUGAAAAUAGGAAAUUUGGAGUGAAAUUAGGAAAUGUUCUUGAAGUUAUACCUCGCCCUAAUAACUAUCUGGGCUUCCGAGAGGCAACCCUUAUACCGUUUGAACCUAAGUUAAUUGAUAAGAACCUCCUUACUGAAUACGAGAUUAACUGGUUAAACGCAUACAACGAUCGGAUACGACAAACAGUUGGUCCUGAACUGAACAUCCAAGGUUUAACCGAUGUUUACUACUGGAUGAUGAACAAAACUAUCAAAAUAGAGUCACCAAGGGUCAAGAAGAAUAAUCCCAACUCCGCUGUGUCUUAUAAAAGUUUACAAAUAACUGCUUUAAUAAUAACCUUCAACUGUGUUCUGAAUAACUAUUAAAAUAAAAACUGGCUUUAUCAUCUAGCAACAUAGCAUA